Molecule: messenger RNA, 1944 nt
Organism: Camellia sinensis
Lineage: Eukaryota; Viridiplantae; Streptophyta; Magnoliopsida; Ericales; Theaceae
Source: RefSeq, a predicted model, not a curated record
CCCAUAAUAAAUAAGCCAUCCGUAUAAUAAAUAAGCCAUCCAUAUAUAUAUUUCAUCGACACUUUUGUGGGUUUGUCCCCCACAGGCAAACUUAAAUGUUUUUCAUCACUCCAACUCUCAUCCAAACACUUGAAACUAUCAAACUACUACUACACUAGCACUGAUACUGUACUAGAUGGAUUCGAGCAAGAAAAAUGUGUUUUCUCACUAUUCUGAUACACUUCCUAGUGGGUCAGGUUUCUCAUCCAAAGAAGUAGCGGAAUGCUCAUCGGCGUCAGAUAGGGGCACUGGUGCUCAUCCAGCUGCAAUCUGCUCUGACGACGAGCUUUUGUUGGCUUCAAGGAAUCCGAAGAAGAGGGGAGGGAGGAAGAAAGUAAAGGAGACUCGGCACCCAGUGUACCGAGGUGUAAGGUGGAGGAACGCCCACACCUGGGUCUGCGAAGUGCGCGAGCCCAAUAAGAAGUCGAGGAUAUGGCUCGGUACAUUUCCAACAGCGGAAAUGGCUGCCAGAGCUCACGACGUUGCUGCCAUUGCUUUGAGAAAUCGGAUGGCUUGUGUCAAUUUUGCUGACUCGGUUUGGAGGCUGCCCGUUCCGGCUUCAUUGGAUCCCAAGGACAUUCAGAAAGCAGCAGCCGAGGCGGCUGAAAUGUUUCGGCCACCGUUGUUGGAGGAGAAGAAGGAUGUUCCAGGUGACGUGGCAAAGCCAGAAGAGGAUGCGACAUUGACAACGACUGCAACUACAACAGCAACUGAAACUGCGACUGAGACGACAAUGCCGGAGAAUUUGCUUUUCAUGGACGACGAGGCAAUUUUCGGGAUGCCGGGAUUGCUUGCAAACAUGGCAGAAGGGUUGAUGCUACCUCCUCCACCGCCUCACUCUGAAGGAGGAGACUGGUACGAGGGUGAUGACGCGGAACUUGGUGACGACGUGUCACUCUGGAGCUUCUCAAUUUAAAAUCUGACUUGUUUUCGCUUUGUAUAGUCAGACACAGAUAUUUUUAAAAUCUAGAUAUUUUUCAAAACCUUACUUUUAAUAUUUUGGGUGCAACAGCUCAGUCUGGGGUUGCUGCGCGCGUGGUGCGCAGCACUAAUUGUUCUGCAUUUUAUUGGAUUUAUUUUAGAAUUUGAUUCGAUAAUUUAAAUUAUUCAUAUUUUAGAAGGUAUUAAGUAAAAUAUAUUGGUAAAAAAUCACCUCAAUCGAAUAUCGUUAUCUCUUUCAUCAAAUCACGUUUGUAUUGAUUUUUAUAUUUCAAAUUAUAUUUAUUUUUUUAAAUAUAAAUGAGAUUUGAUGAAAAAGUUAACGAUAUCUGAUUGUCGUAAUUUUUUACAAAUAUAUUUUAUUUGAUACUUUAAAAAGUAUGAACGAUUUAAAUUAUUAAAUCAAGUAUUAAAAUAAGCCCAAUAAUAUACGCAACAAUUGUUACUAUGCAUCAUACGCAGCAGCAACCCAAACUCGCAACCACUAGGAAAAUCACAAGAAUAUGAUAAUAUGAAGACCAAAAAAAAAAAAAUAUAUAUAUAUAUAUAAAAGAUAAAGAAAUGGAAAAAGACAAAAAAUAGAUAUUUCUUAAAGUGCAAGUAGGAAAUUACAAGUAUUUGGAAAAAGACAAAAGAUGUGUGCUCUGUGUAAUAUAAUCAGAAAUUAUCUUAAUCUGAAUUUUACUUUGGCGGAAUGCCCUAUCACUAGCGGGGAUUAAAAACUAUAUGACGCUAAAAAUAAAAAAUAAUGAAGAAAUGAUAUAAUUUUAUUAGAUGGACACAUAGCUAUGUAAUCUUCCUUGUCAUUGAAUAAUUUCUACAUCAGCAGAGAUUUAUUAGUAGUGUAGUGUGUAGUAUGUAAAACUGUAAAAGUAGUUAUCAAUAAAAGGGAUAUUAGUCGUUGUUGUUAAACAAGCGGUUCCAUUUGAGGGCGAAGGUCCAAUCAGACAAUCCUUCAGUUAGAUA